Molecule: messenger RNA, 4416 nt
Organism: Symbiodinium necroappetens
Lineage: Eukaryota; Dinophyceae; Suessiales; Symbiodiniaceae
Source: the annotation of a GenBank genome assembly
AUGGCUGGGUUUCUGGAGGGAUGUCUUCCCGCCUUCUCACUGCAGGGCAAAUAUUGUCUCGUGCAGUAUGCAGGCGAGCGGAAAUGGCACGAGAGGUACAUCCUCUCGACGACGACGCCGAGCAGCGACCUCAGGUCGAUUGGGUACUGCGUCGUCGCAACUCCAGACGGUGACAUCUACGGGGAAUCGCUUGCUGCUCCAAACGUCCAGGGACUCGCUAUCCUGACAGAUGACCGUGCUGCGCCUCCCGGCCUUGCCAGGCGGAACAUCUACAGAUUCGAGGACGGCAACAUUGGCCACGCUCCGGAUGCCACAGAGGUGACCCACAUGCGUGGGGCCGCUCUGCAAGAACAGGCCGACCUUCAGAAGGAGAUCAAUGACCAUGGUGUUGCAGCUGCCGCGCCUCCUGUCGUUGCCUCCACGUCUGCCCCAACAGCGCCAACUGCCCCUACUGGGCCAGUGCUUGCUCCUGCUGCAGGGUUCGUUUGGGUUGUCGCCGCCACGGAGGGAGUCAGGGCUCGAGGGAGUCUCGUUCCUUUGAAUCAGGUUGUUGGUGGAUAUCAGGCUGGUACGAAAGGAGUUGCCGGUCUGGCCGAUGGAUCGGUGAUCUUUGCAGAGCUGAUUCCUGCCCAUGAGCUCCAGGCCUACGCGACUGCUUUGACCACACCGUCCACUGCGGCUGUUGUUCCUCCUCCCGGCGGUGGUGCCAUUGGCGUUGGGAUGGCAGACGAUGCUCGCACUCUUGCUGUCCGCUAUGGCACCGAUGGAAAACGCAGGCGGGAGGUUCGAGAUGGAGUCGAGUUGGCCAGUGAGUCUCCCUGGGGGGAUUGGCCAAUCAAGGGGCCGCGCACGGCCAAGUGGGUUGGACAGUACUUCGUCACCAACGGCGGCGGCCCGCUGACAAUGCACAACACCUGGAAGGUCAAUUGCAAGCUCCAGCCCUCCGACAACGGUGUCUUGGAGCACGAGGCCCUCUGCAAGAUGCUCGAGCUCGCCAUUGAGUAUGACCAGCUGAACAUUGGUGAGCUUGCAAGCAUUGAACUCGCAUGCCGGCGGCUUCAGAUGAUCCAGUACCGCUGGCGUGAGAGGAUUCUCGGUUCAGUCUCCAGCGGCACAGUUGAUGAUGAAUCUCACUUCUUUCUGGGUGUGGAUCCGACACGGGGCAAUCUGUGCAUCUGUCCCGCACUCAACAGCUGGUUGGGAGAAGAGUUGCACGAGGAAAGCCAGGCCAACAAGGAGCAGCGCAAAGCUCGCGAGGCGCAGUUUUGUUCGAUGACUGGAGCUGUUCGGCAGAGAGAUCUCCUCCCUCUUCGUCUUCCUUGUGGGGAGGCUGGUCUUUUGAAGAGCAACCUCAGCCGUGGCACACGCCAAAGAAUUCGCCGGAGACUUGGAGCUGAGGCCUGGUUUCGCGAAGGUGUCGAGACCCUCAAUCAUCUUUAUGGGAAACCUGGUGACGCAUCGUGCCCCGCUCCAAUGGCUGGCCAGGCCGCAUCUCUCGCUCGCCUCGAGCGCAUGUACAAGGCGGUUGGGCCUCCACCUCAGUCUCGUCCCGAAGAAGCCCUUGAGGCGCUUCUCGGUGGUAUGACCCUGUACUCUCAGGAUACCGAUUGCACUAUUGCCAGAUUCGACGAGACAUUGGUCUCUUGGCCGAGUCCUGGGAGCUGCCCCGUCAAUGUGGCAGAGCGGUUGGACCCGGCAACUUCGCAUUUGUUGUCUCUGGCAGGCAUGCCGGCACUUCUUGCCGAAGAGGGCUCCGCUCCCGAAGAGGAGGUGGUCAAGCCUUACAUCGAUCCUGCACUUGCCAGUUCCCCUACCUCUUUGGGGAGGUUUUACGGUAGGCUGCACCAGUCUCACAUGCUUACCUUUGUCAGUGGACGGCACGCGCACACCGUGGGCGUGUUCUUUGUGCACAAGAAGAGCGGGAAACUCAGGCUCAUCCUUGACACGCGGGCUGCUAAUCGUGCUUUUCGCAAGCCGAUGCCGACCAGGCUGCCUACGCCUGCCGCCUGGAGUAGCAUCGAGGUUGACUCAGAAGACACUUUGUACACCGCAGCGGGGGAUGUUGCUGAUGCAUUUCAUAGGAUGGCUCUUCCUGUUCAUCUUCGUCGGUUCUUCAGGCUCCCUGCCAUCAAGUGCAAGUUUGUUGACCGAAAGCUUUGGCCUGCAGGCUGCAAUGGAGAGGACUACAUUACCCCAGAGUACGCGACUUUGCCUAUGGGCUGGUCUUGGUCACUGUUCUUCUGCCAGCAUGUGCUCCAAUCAGCUGCCGCCCAGGCCGGCCUACAGGAGACGGACUGCAUUGAGGACCGGUCGUGGAUUGGUCAGGUUUCUGAAGGCAGGGCUAUUCACGCUGAGUAUGUCGACAAUUUCUUCGUCUGUGGUACUGACCGUGAGUUUGUGCAACAAUCGCUUGACUGCAUGAAGGGCGUCCUUGAGUUGUGGGGUUUUGCCAUUCACGAGGUUACCGAUGCACAGCCCAUUGUCGAGGGCCUGGGGCUUAGAUUUGACGGAGCUGAGAAGCGGGUUAUGUUGACCAGCCACCGCGUUUGGAAGCUUCGCCUUUCAGCUAUAGCUCUUGGACGGCUACGAGGCCCUCCGCCUCCGAAGUGGAUUGAGAAGAUCGUUGGGCACUUCACUUUUGCCAUGAUGGUCAGAAGAGAGGCCCUGUCGAUCUUUAGCUCAGUCUACAAGUACAUACGUGCAUCGCAGCCAGGUCUUGACCUUUGGCAUCGGGCCCGCGAUGAGAUUUUGCAGGCCUCAGCUUUGCUACCGUUGCUGAGCACCUCAUGGGCCCUACCCUGGGAUGCCACAAUCAGUGCUACGGAUAGUUCUGAAGUUGGUUACGGGGUUUGUGAGCGCAGCUUGGCACCAGCCGUUGUCGCUGAUUGCGGAAGGUCCUGUGAACAAUGGCGCUACUCCGUAGAAGGUGCCAUCAAGGCGCGGGCCAACGCUCUGGGCUUAAAGCCAGAGGAGCACCUCCCUGCCGACCUUCAGCAGGAGUGUGCUCGUGUCUGCAGUUCGGAGUUCAAGGAGAUCCCCGCUGGCGUGCUCUCCUUUGAGGCUUGGCACACCGUUUUCAGCGGAGCUUGGGAUUUUAACGAGAACAUUUUGCGCACUGAGGGGCGCGCAAUGAUCAGUGGUAUUCGCCACAAGUUGCGGGCCUUGCAGAGCCAGCAGAGGAGACAUCUUGUUCUUGUUGAUAACUUGUCUCUCGCUUUGGGAACUGCGCUGAUAAGCCAUCCCGUCAGCCCUUCUCCAGCUUGCAUCCGCAAUGCGCUGUUGACGAAGCGGCGCCCACUCAUGGAGGUCCGGGUGUUGCGCCCUCCAGCUGCGAAGCCUCAGCUUCGGCCGUGCAAGAUUCGGCGGGUCGACCCUGCGGCGCCGGAUGUACCAGCCAUCCUGGCAGGAGCGACAUCUGCACUCGAGAUGGGGAAGCUUCGGCGUACUACGACACAGGACCGCUACACCAAAGUCCUCCUGGCCUUUUACCAGUGGGUGCAGUUCUACCAGAGCCUGACCUCGGACUGGGACGCCCUCCUGACCGGUUACCUGAACGAGCUCUUCGUGUUGAACCAAAACGUCAGCGCCGCGGAGUACGUUUUCGCCGCGUUCAAGUUCAAGCACCCCCAGUUCGGCAGGCAUGGGUCUCUGACGCUACCACGGGCCACUCAAGCCCUCGAAGGAUUCAGAAAUCUGGCUCCGCCCCAAACGAGGCUGCCUACACCUUGGAUCGCUUUCAUCGCCAUCGUGGGCUUGCUUUUGGCGCGCGGGGAAGUGCUGAUGGCAAUCGCCCUCCUCAUUCAGUGGGAUCUUCUUUUGCGGCCAGGAGAACUGAUUGGACUUCAACCGCAGCAUAUGGUCCCGCCAAUGCCGACGGCCAACAUGCCGUCCUGGGGGGUGGUACUGGCCCCAUCCGAAGAAAGCAACACGCCCAGCAAAGCCAAUGUCUUCGACGAGAGUGUGACCCUCAGCCAACAAGUGGAGUUCGUCUUGCCCGCUCUCGAGGCGCUAGUGGCCACACGAGCCAAGUUCGCCCCCCUGUUUCCCUUCACCGGAGUGCAGCUCGGACGCAAGUUCAAAGAGGCCGCAGACUACCUGAACCUCCACGAGCUCAGCCUGACUCUGCAUGGAAACAGACAUGGCGGCGCAAGCGAUCUUCGUCUGCGAGGAACUCCGCUGAAAGAAAUCAAGAAGAGAGGGCGAUGGGCUGCAGACUCCAGUCUCCGCAGGUACGAGAAGGCAACUCUGGCCCAACAGCAGAUCCACAAAGUACCUGUGGCCACCCGCCUGUACGGUGCCUUCGUGGAGCAGCAGUUGCCUCGCAGUGCCCGACUGCUACAACUCGCAGUGACGUGCCCGAGCGGAUCAAGCUUGGAUCAGCUGAGUCUGCUUUUCAAGCCCCUGCCAGCACACUAA